This is a messenger RNA of Nerophis lumbriciformis (worm pipefish), 1440 nucleotides long. The record is from RefSeq and is a predicted model, not a curated record. Lineage: Eukaryota; Metazoa; Chordata; Actinopteri; Syngnathiformes; Syngnathidae.
AUGGCACGGGGCAUCAACCUUUCUCUCCUAUUUUCCGUCCUUGUGGGUAUGUCCGUGCUGACAUCCUUGGAUGGUCGACCCCCAAGCUCAACUAUAGUCAAAUCUGAAUUGAACAGUACUGCUUGGAAAGGCGUAGUUGCAGAGGUUGCGGGCUAUGCAGAUGUGGCCAAACAGAUCAUAGACCUAGCAGUGUUCGGAGCUGCACAGAACCGUUCUUACAGACGCCUUGCUGACUUCACUGACACCAUUGGGAACCGUGUCAGUGGCUCUCUGAAUCUGGAGUUGGCAAUAAAAUAUAUGUACAAAGCCAUGACACAGGAUGGUUUGGACGUCCAUUUGGAACCGGUAAAAAUCCCACACUGGGUAAGAGGAAAGGAGAAUGCAGUGAUGACAUUGCCAAGGACCAAGAAUCUGGCUAUACUGGGACUAGGGAGCAGUGUAGGGACACCACCUGAAGGCAUUGAGGCAGAGGUGUUGGUUGUUGGUUCUUUUGAGGAACUGAAGCGCAGAUCCAGCGAGGUCACCGGGAGGAUUGUGGUCUACAACCAACCAUUUGUCAGCUAUGGCGAGACAGUUGCUUACCGUGCAUUCGGCGCCUCGGAAGCGGCAAAAUUUGGAGCAGUGGCCACGCUUAUUCGAUCCAUCACGCCUUUCUCAAUUAAUAGCCCUCACACAGGUUGGCAAGACUACCAAGAAGGUGUCAAGCGCAUUCCAACUGCGUGCAUCACCAUAGAGGAUGCUGAGCUAAUGUCGCGCAUAGCGCAAAGGGGACAGCGGAUCACUGUUAGACUCACAAUGGCUGCCAAGACACUUCCAGAUGCCGACUCCUUUAACACAGUAGCUGAGAUAAAAGGCUGGCAGCACCCGGAGCAGGUUGUCCUAUUAAGUGGUCAUUUGGACAGCUGGGAUGUGGGCCAGGGUGCCAUGGAUGAUGGGGGUGGAGCUAUGGUUUCCUGGGAAGCCCUGUCACUCAUAAAGCAGCUAGGUUUACGUCCAAGGAGGACCAUGCGCACAGUGCUGUGGACAGGUGAAGAGCAGGGUGGAGUUGGAGCACAGCAGUACUACAACCUUCAUAAGAUGAAUCUGUCCAACUUUGACAUGGUUAUGGAGUCCGACAUGGGGACAUUCAGCCCAGUGGCUCUGCAGUUUACUGGCAGUAUUGCAGCACAAAAGGUAAUGGAAGAGGUGGUCAAACUGUUAGCUCCUCUCAAUACGACAAAACUGGAGACACAUGGUGAGGGUACGGACAUUUCACCUUGGAUGCAGGCUGGGGUACCAGGUGCCAGCCUCCAUGUGACCGAUAGUCGAUAUUUUUGGUUCCACCAUACUGAAGCUGAUACCAUGACGGUUCAGAACCCUCGAGACAUGAACCUCUGUUCAGCGUUGUGGGCAGUGGUGGCCUACGUUGUAGCGGACCUCGAGGACAUGCUGCCGAGGUAG